AUGGACUCGAACGUAGAGGAAACGGAACUGGACGUCGGAUCAGCGAGCGACGAACUCGAGUCAUCGAUCGGGGAAUCGAAAUUGCCGCGGCGACCCACUCCGAAACCCUUCACGAUCGAGAGUCUGAUCGGGAAUUGUGGUACACAGAAAGGAAACUGCGAUCCAGGGACCCAGGGAGAGAGAGCGAACGAGAACGAAGAGGAUUCUGAUCGAGAUAGAGAAUAUCUUUAUCAGAGACACUAUUUGGCGACAGCAGCUGCCAGCGCACUGCCUCCUGGUUUUGGAGUGCCACUCGGUUUGUACGGUGCAUGGCUACCGAUGCGGAUGUACGGCAGUGGAGGCGCUUCCGGUGUCCCGAUGUUACCGGCGCACACCUCCGCCAGUUACCCGUCCCAUCAGGAUCUCUAUCAGAAUCGGCUGUCGCAGCAUCUCGGUCCAGGAACGAACCAUCUUCAAGGUGCGGCUUAUCCCACCGCUUGUCAGCGUGGCUCGAAUCAUCGUGGCUCGGCCAGCUUCACCGAUAGCGAGGACGAUGGUAGUAUCGAUUCACCGGCAUCACCUGCACAUGAUCUGUCUAAAUCGAGACACGGUUCCGAAAAUGGUCGCGCCUCGGCGGACAGCGAGGACGAAGGCGGAGGGUUGGGCAUGGCUGGCGAGGGUCACGACGCCACGGACACGAUGUCCAGCAACGCGUCCAGCAACGUGAGUCCCGGAGGGUCGCUAGAAAACGGGCAGAGCACGUCAACCAGCGGGUCCAACAACAACAAGGCCAGACGCAGGCGGACGGCCUUCACCUCUGAGCAAUUGCUGGAACUGGAACGAGAGUUCCACGCGAAGAAGUACCUCAGCCUCACCGAGAGAUCGCACAUCGCCCACGCUCUGAAGCUGUCAGAGGUCCAGGUGAAGAUCUGGUUCCAGAAUCGGAGGGCCAAGUGGAAAAGGGUGAAGGCAGGACUAAGUGGCAGCGGAGUUGGGUCCGGUGGAAGCAGCAUGGCGACCGCAGGUGCCUCCAGCAGACACAACGGAGCUGCUGGCCAACACUCCGGGAACGGGACCAGGAUCGUAGUGCCGAUCCCGGUGCACGUCAGUCGGUUGGCAGUGAGAUCUCACCACCAUCAUCUGGAGAAGUGCGCCAGGCCCCCCAGAGUUAGACCCACGAACGAGAGUCCCACGUCCGGCGCUUCGACGUCCGUUCUGGGAGACGCUCUUGGAUUGGUCAAUUCCUCUAUCAACCUGACCGGUCAGGUGCAGAGUCCUCUGAACAGCGGAGUCGGGAUCGGGGUCGGGGUCGGACUAAGAGCAUUCACGGUUCCGUCUCAUCGCGGUGGACUCAGUUCUUCCGGCAGGUAG
This is a messenger RNA of Eufriesea mexicana, 1350 nucleotides long. RefSeq names its product homeobox protein unplugged (gene unpg). Gene Ontology annotation, biological process: regulation of nervous system development; regulation of transcription by RNA polymerase II. The record is from RefSeq and is a predicted model, not a curated record. The transcript has 3 exons. Gene Ontology annotation, cellular component: nucleus. Bases 1 to 1350 code for a protein of 449 amino acids. Gene Ontology annotation, molecular function: DNA-binding transcription factor activity, RNA polymerase II-specific; RNA polymerase II transcription regulatory region sequence-specific DNA binding. Lineage: Eukaryota; Metazoa; Arthropoda; Insecta; Hymenoptera; Apidae.